AUGGCGAACGCUUCCAGGAGUUUCCUCCUGCCUGGAUCCUUGCUUCACAAGCUACAGAUCACCACCCAUCCGACGAGGACCUCAAGACUCGCAAGCUGUCGACUUGGCCGCUUCUCUUGUUCGCCGAACCGGACCAGUCGGGCCGGGAGCCAGUCGAGCGGAUUCCGAGAGCCUCUGGACACAUCCUCCUGGAAGCCUCGCGUCCAACGCUUGAGCUGGAAGAAAGACCUGAUCAAAGACUUGGAGAGCUCUCGAACCGAUCGGCUUGCCCAAACAUAUCAAGUUGAUCCGAAAGUCAUCCCUGAGUUUGAGUAUCGAAAAGUCAAACUGAAAGGCAGGUUCGAUCACGCCAAGGAGAUCUUCAUCGAGUCUAGAACCCGCGAAGCAGAGCUGGGAUAUCACCUCAUCACUCCUUUCUAUCCUGACAACGGCGGCGAGCCGAUCCUCAUCAACCGUGGAUUCAUCAAGCGCGAAUUCAAAAAUCCCCAAUCCCGUCCCCUCAGUCGUGAGUCAACAGAUAUCGAGGUUGUCGGCAUGCUCCGCAAACAGGAGAACAAGUCCUUCUUUCAACCGAGCAAUUCGAAAGACUCCAACCAAUGGUACUUUGUCGAUAUCCAAGAGAUUGCAGACCAUCUGGGUACCUCGCCAAUCCUCGUCGACGCCAUUACUUAUGCCAAUAGUGGCAAGUUGAAGGAGAUGGCUUCCAAAGCUCUUCCGAUCGGAAGAUCCCCUCAGAUCUCUCUCCGCAACAUGCAUGCCACAUACAUUGCCACCUGGUAA
Molecule: messenger RNA, 780 nt
Organism: Puccinia triticina
Lineage: Eukaryota; Fungi; Basidiomycota; Pucciniomycetes; Pucciniales; Pucciniaceae
Exons: 5
Coding region: 1-780 (259 amino acids)
Biological process (GO): mitochondrial respiratory chain complex IV assembly
Cellular component (GO): mitochondrion; membrane
Source: RefSeq, a predicted model, not a curated record